This is a messenger RNA of Annulohypoxylon truncatum, 1162 nucleotides long. RefSeq names its product mitochondrial outer membrane translocase complex, subunit Tom20 domain-containing protein. Gene Ontology annotation, cellular component: mitochondrial outer membrane; mitochondrial outer membrane translocase complex. The transcript is spliced from 4 exons. The coding region runs from base 230 to 745 and encodes 171 amino acids. Gene Ontology annotation, biological process: protein targeting; tRNA import into mitochondrion; protein import into mitochondrial matrix. NCBI's taxonomy places the organism in Eukaryota, Fungi, Ascomycota, Sordariomycetes, Xylariales, Hypoxylaceae. Gene Ontology annotation, molecular function: transmembrane protein transporter activity. The record is from RefSeq and is a predicted model, not a curated record.
GCUGCAUUGAAAAAAAAUUACGGAAGGCUGCUUCUGUCUUCGUUAAAGACCUUUUUAGGAAGUAACCUUGCAGAACUUCAACAAUUCGCAUUGUACCGGACGAGAGACAGCAACUACGACUCGAUCAAUCGUAGCAUUCGAUUAGAUUAUUUAAAUCGCGACCGCCGUGCAUUAAUUCAGCUAAAUCGAUUUCUCCUCAACCCCACACGGGAUUAUCACAGCCAUCACAAUGGUCCAACCAAGUACGGUACUGACGAUAUCAGCCGCAACGGCGGCCACCGGUAUACUAGCAUACGCCAUCUACUUCGACUACCAACGGCGCGUAGACCCCAACUUCCGAAGAAACUUGCGACGGGAAGAGCGACGACAAGCGCGCGCGGAGAAGGAGGAAGCCCAGGCGCAGACGAAGCAGAAGCGCAAGGACAUCCAGCGGGUGGUCGACUCGACUAAGGAGGAGGGAUUCCCCACUGGUGUCAACGAGAAGGAGCAGUUUUUCAUGGACCACGUUCAGAAGGGAGAAUUGCUCGCAGCCGAUCCAUCUCGAACGAUGGAAGCCGCUCUAGCCUUCUACAAGGCCUUGAAGGUAUACCCGACUCCGGGUGACCUAAUUAGCAUUUACGACAAGACUGUGGAUAAGCGAGUAUUAGACGUUUUGGCCGAGAUGAUCGCCUAUGACAAGGACCUCGAUCUUGGCAGCGGCGGCGGCAUCAACCUCUCAGACCUACCUAGCGCAGGUCUGGACUAGAAAUAGGAUAGGAUAAGAAUAGGAGUCUAAUACACCCCCAUCAUCCUCAUCCAUACUUAAAUCCAUAACGACACUACUACUCCCUCCACUCUUCCCCUCAUGAAAACAAACGACUGGUAGAUAGGCUUCGCUCGCCCCGGGGUCGGUCAAGUAAAAAAUCCAACCCCUAGGCAGAUAGACGAGAAGCUUCUGAGCAAAAAGGUGAAUGGUUCCCGCGGUAUAAGAAGGGAGCCAGGCGCUACGCGCAGAAAGGAAAUACCUCGAAUACCUUGUAUGAUAUAAUGUUCGGCCAGCAGCAUGCGCCUGGCCGUAUACUCUUCGGUUCGGAUGUUCCGGUAGAUAGGGCGGCUCCGCUGUACAUUUUUCUCACGAUCAUGCUCGGUGCGGCUGGUAUAGACAAACGAAUUGAACCAUGAU